AUGGAUGAUGAAAGUGAAAUAAGUGGUGGAUCGUCGCCAUUUCUGGACUCUCCCGAUACUAUUCAAGUACAAGGCAAACAGAGUUCGUCUCUACUUGAGAAAAAAGACGAUAUAGUUCCAACAGUGGCUAGAGAAAAGGUCAGAGAGUUAUUGAAUUUGGAGUAUAAAUUAAGUACGUUGCAGAAUACUUACGAAUUGGAAAAAUUACAAGCACAACGACAAUUCAAUGAUUUAGAGAAGAAACAUCGAGAUACCCUUGAGCAACUAGAGGGUGCGAUGGAUAAUUCAAGGUUCUUACAUGAUGAGAAUGAACAUGUGGUAAAUGAGUUGGAUAGAUUGAAGUCUGAAUUACAAAAUACCGAUAAUAACAAGGAUUCUCAAAUGCAUGAUCUAGAACUAAAAUUGCAUGAGAGGGAUAAAACAAUAGAUGAUUUGAAAUUCAAACAUGAAUCAGACAUUUCAAAGUUUAAUUAUGAAUUAGAAAGUUUACGGGAUGAGAAAGGGAAUGUUGAUGAACUGGUACAGAAAUAUAAUGCAGAGAUCAUUAGACAAGCUGCUGAUAUCAAAAAACUUUCAAAGGAGCUUAAUAGUAAAGAAGAUGAAAUAUUGGAAUUGAAGAAUUCAAAUAUCUUGAAUUCUCAUCCAAAUUAUAAUACAGAAGAAUUUAGAGAUUUAUCUACAAUGAAUAAACUUUUCAAAGAACAAGCGCAAUAUUGUAAGGAAUUAGAAGAAAUUAACUUGAAACAAGCUAAUGAAUUGAAAAAAUAUAGAAAUUCAGAAGAUUCCUCCAGUUUUUGGAAAAAUGAAAGUGAGAAAUUAGAAUUGAAAGUUCAACAAUUUGAAUAUCUUGAAAAAAAAUACGAGGAUGGGCAAGUUGAAUUAUUAGAAUUAAAGUCUAAACUUACGCAAUAUAAUAUGUUUACCGAGGAAUUGAAAGGUAGAGAUAUGUUUAACAUUCAACCUGAGGAGGUAAUUAAUGAAUUAGAUUUAUUAAAAAAAGAAAACUUAGUAGUGAUCGAUGAAAAUUCUAAAUUAAACAUAAAUAUGAGCAAUGUGAAGAUAUUAAAUGAAGAACUGGCCCUUGAGAGGACACAACUGUUGAAUCUAAAUAAAGAUUAUGAAAAUAGCAUUAUUAAUUUGAAAAGAUUAAAUUAUGAAUUGGAGCAACAAAAAUUUUUAUCAUUUGAAGAAUGCAAAUUAUUACGCCAACAAUUACAAGAUCUUGAUAAUUUUACAAAUAAUAGUAUGAAGGGUAUAGAGACUGAAAAAGAUAACGUGGAUGAGAAGAUAGCCCCUCCUAAAAUCGAUAAUGAUAGCAACAAUUUAAUUGAAAAUUAUAAGAAUAGAACCGAUGAAUUGACGGGUGAAUUAAAAAAGUUAAACCAACAGAUGUUAGCUUCCCAAGAAGCAGAGGCUCAGAAUUUUAAAAAGAGGAAGUUAAAAGAUACAAAUGGUAUGACAUAUUAUUCUCAAAGAAUAAAUGAAUUGCAAUUAGAGAAUGGAAAGUUGACUAGAGACUUACAAAAAUAUCAUAAUCUAAAUAGUUUACUAGAAACAAAGCUUAUGAAGUUAAUAAACUUGAAGGAAAAGAAGAUUAGGAUUUUAGAACUUCGUGAGAAUCCUCUAAUGAAGGAUCAAUUCGUUAAAAGAAAACAAUUGGAACUACUACUACAAGAGAAUAAAGAUUUGCUUGCCCAACUCCAAUCUGACAUUAACGUAAAGACCAUUCCUGUUUCUGUUUAUGAAUCUCUAAAUUUUGAUAUCAAACAACAGGAACAAGAAAUUUUUAAAGCGAAUAAGAAAUUUACUAGAUUAAAGGAAGUUUACAAUAAAAAAUCCUUAGAAUUCAUUGAAGUAGUAAAUUCGAUUCUCGGUUUUAAAUUAGAAUUUAGGCCUGAUAAUAAAGUAAAAAUAUAUUCAUGUUAUAUGCCCAAAAAAUACUUGGUGGUGGAUUUAAAACGUAACACACUUGAAUCAAAUUUGGCUGUAGAUAAUUGGGAUGAACUUUUGGAAAUAUGGAUAGAAAAAAGGGGACAAAUACCAUGUUUUUUAGCAACAAUCACGUUGCAACUAUGGAACGCGUCGCACACUAUUAGUUCUAAUACAUAA
Molecule: messenger RNA, 2109 nt
Organism: Maudiozyma barnettii
Lineage: Eukaryota; Fungi; Ascomycota; Saccharomycetes; Saccharomycetales; Saccharomycetaceae
Gene: MAD1
Product: coiled-coil domain-containing protein MAD1
Exons: 1
Coding region: 1-2109 (702 amino acids)
Biological process (GO): mitotic spindle assembly checkpoint signaling; attachment of mitotic spindle microtubules to kinetochore
Cellular component (GO): nuclear envelope; mitotic spindle; kinetochore
Source: RefSeq, a predicted model, not a curated record